Messenger RNA from Vicia villosa (hairy vetch), 681 nucleotides. RefSeq lists its product as uncharacterized. Bases 1 to 681 code for a protein of 226 amino acids. NCBI's taxonomy places the organism in Eukaryota, Viridiplantae, Streptophyta, Magnoliopsida, Fabales, Fabaceae. Gene Ontology annotation, molecular function: RNA-DNA hybrid ribonuclease activity; nucleic acid binding. The record is from RefSeq and is a predicted model, not a curated record. The transcript is spliced from 4 exons.
AUGUAUGAUUAUGCUGGCCAAAUCGCCACUUUACAUUUUCAUGCACACAUGGUCAUUAUACCUUACUUAUUGUGUUGGCGGGAAGCAGAUUUGUCUUCUAUCAUUGAGCCUCGCCUACAAGAUUUUAGUGAUGCUAAAUCUCUUAUUCUUGAUGUUUGUAGUAGAGAAGAUAGGAAGGAUACAGAGCAUUUUGCUAUGAUGGAUUGGUUCGCAGCCCAGGAUAAUCAUGAAAAGAAUGCUAGUAAUCAAAUUUCCGUAGUGUGGUCUCCUCCAGCUGAAGGAUGGGUAAAGUGUAAUGCUGAUGCUGGCUUCAAUAGGACUUACCGUUCUACUAACAGAGGUUGUAUGUCCUCUAUAGAAGCUGAGACUUUAGCUUUAAAAGAAGUUAUUCAACAUGUUGUUACCAUGAAUUUGGAUCUUGUGAUAUUCGAAAGCGACUCUCAAGUGGUAAUUCAAGGCAUUCAUUCUACAGCUACUGGUUCGUCUGAGUUUAAUUUUAUUCUUCUUUCUAUAAAAUGUUUAUUGGAUUUUAUUCCAAACUUUGAGGUAAAGUUUAUUAAACGCCAACCGAUUAUGGUUACCGACUCGUUAGUUAAGGCGGCCAAUUCUUUGUCUAGGCGUAGUAUCGUUAAUGUUAUUCCUCCUUGUAUUGACUUUCAUUUGAUAAAUAAUAUGAGUUAA